Molecule: messenger RNA, 762 nt
Organism: Blastomyces gilchristii SLH14081
Lineage: Eukaryota; Fungi; Ascomycota; Eurotiomycetes; Onygenales; Ajellomycetaceae
Exons: 3
Coding region: 1-762 (253 amino acids)
Source: RefSeq, a predicted model, not a curated record
AUGCCUGAGCGUCCGACGUCGACACAAAGCCUGGCAACAGCUGGGCUGGAGAAUUUGUCCCCACAGCACUUCGAGGUUUUGCAACAGGCCUUGUGGACAAUCCUCUCCACGGACCUGGCCACGGAGACAUUUGCCCAAGUUGUUGACGGCCGUCCCACGCGUGAUAUAGCGCAAGCAUUCCAAAACUCUACCCCUGGCUCAAGAGAAUUCCACUUACGCCUUAUUGAGAUCCCUGCUGUCCUCUGUCACGGCAUCGCUGUUCACUUGUAUCAGGCUUACGAUGGAGGCUUUCAUAAACCAGAGCCUCCCGACCCCAUAGUAUGGCCCGAUGAACUGCUUUGGCCCAACAUGCCACCCACACCACCCCUCAAAGCUCUGCCAGCGGAGCUUUUCCAUCAUUCUUAUGAUUUCUGGCAGCAAUAUCCUAACGGAAUUGCCGAUAUUGUCGGUUACUGGGCAGAAUAUCGUCUGUUCGGGGGGGUUGUUUUGUUUGAUCGUGGGGAGAUAGGGCACGAAUGCAAGGAUAUAUUUAUCCACCCAGUGGGCGGGUACAUCGGGCAGCAGCCUCCAGGCGGCAUUCGGUUCAAGGCGGAAGAAUAUGCACGUUGUGUCGAUGAAAACUAUGCCAUGGACAUGAACAUUUAUCGCGACAGGUAUGAACGGAUUAUACCUCAGAGGCGGGCCCGUUGUGUUAUCCGCGGUGAGGAUCUUCCAGGAUAUGCACAAGCCAUGGAAGAUUGGGCUAGGAGAACUGGAAAUUGA